Messenger RNA from Carassius carassius (crucian carp), 2451 nucleotides. Its product is annotated as lens fiber major intrinsic protein-like. Gene Ontology annotation, cellular component: plasma membrane. NCBI's taxonomy places the organism in Eukaryota, Metazoa, Chordata, Actinopteri, Cypriniformes, Cyprinidae. Gene Ontology annotation, biological process: transmembrane transport. The record is from RefSeq and is a predicted model, not a curated record. Bases 622 to 1413 code for a protein of 263 amino acids. Gene Ontology annotation, molecular function: channel activity. The transcript is spliced from 4 exons.
AGAGAAGUGAAUGGCAUGUGCUUGAUAUGGGAUGCCCCCUUUAGCUUCUGCCUCUCGGGGGGAUUAUGUCGUCACGCUGGGCCCCGAGGCCAUUAUAAAUGCCCCCUAUGGCCCCUUUGUGGUCCGUCAGACCAGCUCUACUAGGUGUGGACAGGAUAUGCUCCGUAACCUCUUCUGUGUCACUCAUCUAGAAUUAGCUGUGUAGAUUUAGCCUUUAGCAUCGAUGUUCAGGUCUCUCUGACACAACCCUCCAAACCUUCCGUGCGUGCAAAACACACACACCUCAUGUUUCUUUAGCAGUCUGGGUGUUGUGCAGGUGAAGAGAAACUACAUCGGCAGAGACUUGUGUGUGACCUACAUGUGUGACCAUUUACAUGCGGCUUCCCACACAGCCUUAGCUAACGGCUAGAUCUAUUAGGUGGACUUUCAUCACUCUGUUCACCUUUGAUUGAUUUUUUUUUUUUUUUUUGUGGCAGCUUCAGAUCAACUAGUUCCUAAUUUAACUUUUUGUACUUGUUAAAAAGGACACUUAUUUUUUUCACUUCAACACUUCGUUUAGCCAUUUUUGCUAACUGUAAAUAAGCUUUAGUUUAUUAUUUUAGUUGGAUCUCAUAAAUCACGAUGUGGGAAUUCCGCUCUAUGAUGUUCUGGCGGGCGGUGUUCGCUGAGUUUUUUGGCACUAUGUUCUUCGUCUUCUUUGGGAUGGGCGCAGCUCUACGCUGGACCUCCGGGCCGUACCAUGUCUUCCACACUGCCCUCUGCUUCGGUUUCGCUGCUGCCACGUUCAUCCAAUCCAUUGGCCACAUCAGCGGAGGACACAUCAAUCCGGCCGUCACCUUCGCCUACUUAAUCGGCUCUCAGAUGUCCUUUUUCCGAGCUUUCUUCUACAUCUGCGCUCAGUGCCUGGGGGCCAUGGCAGGAGCCGCGGCCCUGUAUGGAGUUACACCCAACAACAUGAGAGGCACACUGGCACUUAACACGCUGCAGCCUGGCAUGAGUCUCGGCAUGGCGACUACAGUGGAGGUGUUUCUCACCAUGCAGUUGGUGGUUUGUGUUUUCGCCGUCACAGAUGAGAGACGAAGCGGCCGUCUGGGUUCUGCUGCUCUGUCUAUUGGCUUCUCUAUCACCAUGGGCCACCUGAUGGGGAUGUACUACACUGGAGCUGGCAUGAACCCAGCUAGAUCUUUCGCUCCUGCUAUCAUCAUGAGGAAUUUCAUCAACCACUGGGUGUACUGGGUGGGACCCAUGAUUGGUGGUGCUAUGGGUGCCAUCCUGUAUGAUUUCAUGCUGUUUCCCCGUAUGCGGGGUCUAUCCGAGCGGCUAGCCACUCUCAAGGGCAGCCGAUCCCCAGAGAGCGAGAACCAGGAGGACACCCGCAGGGAGCCCAUCGAGCUGAAGACUCAAACCCUAUAAACCUGCUAACAACCUGGGGACUGAAAUCUGGCUCUACCUCACUGGACCAUCUCGCUAUAAAAUCCUGCGCUGGGGGUCGCAUAUCCAUGCUAAAAUCUUUAAGGGAGAUGAAUUGAGUAGACUAUUUUGUUUAGUAUUCUAGGUUUGUUGUUGAUAUCAAUGCAAGGCAGGGGGAGGGGUUGAGGAAGGGUUCGGGUGGAUGUAGGCGGGGCUAGAGCUGUUUAUUUAAGCAUGCUUUUCACUUUUCAUCUGACUUCACUUUACCAAUUCCUUUUCAAUUUCGUUUUCUACAACACCAAGAUGUGGAUGUAUGCAAUUUAACCAGGGUUUCACACUUUUUAUUUUUCAUUUCUGUGAGAGUUCACGUGAGUGUGCAAGUGAGUGCAAACGUGUGGGUCAUUUUGUGUGUGUGUGAGGGAGAAGGUGCCCAGGUAUGUAGGCUACGUGUGUUUAGCUUGUGCAUGAUGGUCAAGUGUGUGUGUGAGUGUGUCUGUCUGCUGAGCAAUUAUUUUGGGUUUUUAUCAUUACAGCUCGCUCGUGUUUGUACCAUGCUUGUUUUUUUUUUUUCUUAUUUUUACGGGACUAGAAGACACCCCAAACUGUAUUGUUUGCAAUGAUACUCCAUUCACUUUGAGGUUCACACAAACCACCCGUGGACCGAGCUGACUAAACACAGCCGGGCUUAGCCGCCAGUCUCUGCAAUUACUUCUCAAGUUUACAGUGUCUGUGCCUUUCAUUAAAUCUUGUUUGAGGAGAACACCCAUGACUGGGCAAAAAAUAAAAAUAAAAAAGCAACAUGAAUCAUAUUUGAAUGCAAAUAAAUACAUGAAAAAGAAAGUGUUUGUAUAUAUCACAUAUGCACAUGCUUCAUUUUGCUUGUAGCAUGAAUGAUGCAGGAACUAAUAUAAACACCAAACGGCGCUGUACAACAGUCUCUGAGCUGAAAAUAUUUAGCUGCCAUUCGAGUUUUAUUACCGGAGGUUUAAUUAGAGCAGUGGUUCUCAACACCUUCCAAUCAGAAUCAAUACUGCAACCCCA